Messenger RNA from Spirodela intermedia, 897 nucleotides. The record is from the annotation of a GenBank genome assembly. NCBI's taxonomy places the organism in Eukaryota, Viridiplantae, Streptophyta, Magnoliopsida, Alismatales, Araceae.
AUGAACAAAGUCAAAAUUAUUUUAUCCUUAGCUGCUAUUUUUAGUUGGAAUAUCCAACAAUAUAAUGUGAAGAAUGCCUUUCUUCAUGGGGAUUUUACUGAUGAAGUAUAUAUGUAUUAUCCACCUGGUUAUGGAGGAAAUUUAUUUUCUAACUUGUUUAUAGACUAAAAAAGUCAUUGUAUGGACUUAAACAAUCUCCACGUGCAUGGUUUGAGAGAUUUUCUACUGUCAUGCGAAAAAUUAAUUAUUGUCUUAGUAAUGCUGAUCACACAUUAUUUUUCAAACAUACUUCAUCAGGGGGAGUUACUAUACUCUUAGUUUAUGUUGACGACAUUAUAAUUACUAAAAGUGAUGACAUUGAAUAGGAAAAUUUGAGCAAAUAUCUUGCCAAGGAACUUGGUAUCAAGACUUUGGGUUGUCUUAAAUAUUUUUUAGGUGUUUGAGGAAACUCAUUCUUCUAAGGACGUAUUCAUCUCUCAACAAAAGUAUGUGGUAGAUCUUCUAAAGGAUACUAGAAAGUAUGGAUGCAAACCAGCUAACACCCCCCUUGAUCCUAACCACAAACUUAGUGUUGGUGAAGGGGAGGAGUCUAUUGAUCGAGAAAUGUAUCAACGUCUUAUUGGAUGAUUGAUAUAUCUCACACAAACUAGACCUGACAUCUCAUAUGCAGUUAGUCUCUUAAGUCAGUUCAUGCAUCAGCCAACUAAAUCCCAUCUUUAUGCUGCAUAUUAGGUGUUACACUACUUAAAGGGAACUCUUGGAAAAGGCAUUAUCUUCAAAUGUGGUGAUAAAGUAAUAGUUGAGAUGUAUACUGAUGCUAAUUAUGCUGGUUCUCCUUUAGAUCAUCGGUCAACUUCAGGUCUUAUGAUAUUUAUGAGAAGAAAUUUGGUUACUUGA